AUGCUCAAGGCGUGGCUGCGCGAGCUUCCCUCCGAAAUGAUGCCUGCCAGCUUACAAAAGUCUUUGGCAGUCCAGCUUGAAAAGGAAAACCCAAACUACAAGAACGUCGGUCAACCGGCUUCACAACUCCUCCGCGAUGCCCUUUCCGAUCUCCCACCUUACAACUACUACCUCCUCUUCGCCAUCACCUGCCACCUUUCUCUGCUUCUCACCAACAAGGAAGUCAACAAGAUGGACCUCAACAACCUCGCCGUCUGCGUUGGUCCUUGUCUGAACCUCGAGCGCUGGCUAUUCAAUUAUCUCGUAGGUGACUGGCGGCACUGCUGGCAAGGCUGCUAUACCGAAAAAGACUACCUCAAAAUCGAAGAGAUGGUAGAAGCCGGCCUCGAACCUCCACACAACUCCCACCACGAAUCUUACAAGACUCCUGAAGGCGAGUUCCGCGACGACAAAUCCCUCACCCAGUCGAUGUGGGCCGCCACCCUCGGCGAUGACAAGUCCGCCACCAACCGCUCCGAGUGGGCAACCACCAUCGGUGACUCCUCCGAGAACGUUUCGAACUCCGAUUCCCGCGCAUACAGCAAUGGUGGUGGCAGUGUGCACACCACUUCUCACGACGAUAGCCGCUCAAUGACCAGCGGCGCCACUGUCAGCGGUCGGGCGAAGCAGCCUCAGACAUAUAUGCCAGUCGGUGCUAAGCCGCACGCGAACGGCAGUCUCUCUUCGGCUGCGGAGCAGCGCCACGCAAAGGAUGAUGCAGUGAUUGGCACAACUUCCAACGAGACCACCCCGAAGAUUGGCCAUGCCCGGAGUCGAAGUGACUUGCCCCCAGCACCUGUCAAAUCGAAUGGUGGUGGUCAUGAUGGCGAAGGUGCUGGGCUUUAUGGGCGAGGAUGAAGAUGGUUAGAGU
Messenger RNA from Zymoseptoria tritici IPO323, 910 nucleotides. RefSeq lists its product as uncharacterized. The coding region runs from base 1 to 897 and encodes 298 amino acids. The record is from RefSeq and is a predicted model, not a curated record. The transcript has a single exon. Gene Ontology annotation, cellular component: cytoplasm. NCBI's taxonomy places the organism in Eukaryota, Fungi, Ascomycota, Dothideomycetes, Mycosphaerellales, Mycosphaerellaceae. Gene Ontology annotation, biological process: signal transduction; regulation of GTPase activity.